Molecule: messenger RNA, 1269 nt
Organism: Lodderomyces pseudojiufengensis
Lineage: Eukaryota; Fungi; Ascomycota; Pichiomycetes; Serinales; Debaryomycetaceae
Gene: CSE4
Product: centromeric DNA-binding histone H3-like protein
Exons: 1
Coding region: 1-1269 (422 amino acids)
Cellular component (GO): nucleosome
Molecular function (GO): structural constituent of chromatin; DNA binding; protein heterodimerization activity
Source: RefSeq, a predicted model, not a curated record
AUGGCUGAUUCACCAAGUAGUAGUUCAUCAGUAGAUACAGCUCUACCUCCACCACAACCUCCACAACAAAGUCCCAUAGAACAAGUACGAUCUGCUCAAGAAAGACAAUUGGAUGAGUUAAGAAAACAAAGACAAGAGUUAAGAAGACAACAACAAUUAAGAGCUCAAAUUGCUCAACAAAGAUUAAUAUCUCCAUUACAACAUUCACUGAACAGACCAUCUCCUCAAGGUAGUGGUGGAAGUAGAAUUGGAAGAGAAGAAGGACUAAUACCUAGCUCAGCUACUAGAGGAGGAUCAACUGGACAAUUUCCAAGACCAUCACCAAGACCUAUAAAUGUAAAUUUAGCAUCAUCUGAAGCAUUAAGAAGAGCAACUUCUACAACUAGAAUAGAAGGAAGUCCAGGUGCGUUUCGAGCAACAACUACUUCAACUUCUGCAACAGCAGCUACAACCAAUAUACGGCCAUUAACAGAUCAACCUACUCCACAACAAAGACAACCUUCAAGAACUCCAUUAACUUUAUCACCACCACGUAGAACAAUACCAACUGAAUCAACAUCAUCUCGAGCAAAUGCAUCAGCACCGCCGCGACAACCACAACAAUCAACUCUACGAGGUACGACAGGAAGAAAAACUUUACCAGGAUCAACAGAAUCUAGACAACGAGGAAUAAUAGAAAGGGAGAGAGAAAGAGAAAGAGAAUCUGAACAACGAGUAGAAAAUGUAUUACAACUGGAAAGAGAUCGACGAACAACAGCAACAACAUCAACUUCAAGAAGAGGACCUCAAUCAGCACAAGAUCGAUCUACCACUAGAACAAGAGGACCACGAUCUGAUAAUGAUACAACAACAACUACAAGAGUAAGACCUAAUCAAUCAACUUCAACUAGACAAUCAACAACGAGAACUCCAGCAUUAGGAGGAUUAGGCACGACCACAACAAGAACAACAGCAAGAGUAACAAAAAGAUAUAGACCAGGAACAUUAGCAAUUAGAGAAAUUAGAAAAUUUCAAAAAUCAACAGAAUUAUUAAUUAGAAAAUUACCAUUUGCAAGAUUAGUUAGAGAAAUUUCUUUAGAAUUUGUUGGUACUGAAUAUGGGUUAAGAUGGCAAUCAAAUGCUAUAUUAGCAUUACAAGAAGCAAGUGAAAGUUUUUUAAUUCAUUUAUUAGAAGAUACUAAUUUAUGUGCUAUUCAUGCUAAAAGAGUUACUAUUAUGCAAAAAGAUAUGCAAUUAGCUAGAAGAUUAAGAGGUCAAGAUUGGCUUUAA